Messenger RNA from Arabidopsis arenosa, 7445 nucleotides. Lineage: Eukaryota; Viridiplantae; Streptophyta; Magnoliopsida; Brassicales; Brassicaceae. The record is from the annotation of a GenBank genome assembly.
UGAAAGACAAAAAAAGGUGGACUAGAGAGAGACUUUAACAAAAACUAAAAAUAGAUGGAGCUUGAAUUAGGUCUGAAGAUCACUCGUACUAAAGACGAUGUUUCUUCCUCUACAGAUUUUAGGGUUACCAGUGAUUCUUUUGGUCAUCUCUCGCUUUCUAGAGAAACCAACUCUGUGUUCUUCCUCAUUCUUCAUCUCAAAGGAUUUAAGAAGGAAGGUAUCGAUAUCGAGAUAAACAAAGAAGGGAAUCGGAUUAAGAUCAGCGGAAGAAAACAGGUAGAAGAGAUGGUUUUGGUAAAGUGGGUGGAAUGGAAAAAGGCAACAGAAAUCAAGGAAUUCAAGAAAGUGUUUCGGAUUCCAGAAAUCGUUAAUCUUGACAAGAUCAAAGCGAGGUUUAAUGAAGAAGAUGGGACUUUAACGGUUACAAUGCGAUUCAAAAAGGAAGGUAUUGAAAUUGAUAUAAACGAAGAGGGAAAUCGGAUUACCAUAAGAGGAAGAAAACCUGUUGAAGAAAUGGUUAUGAUUAGAUGGAUGGCAUGGAGAAAAGAAGUGGAAUUUAGGGUUUUUAAGAAAGCUUUUAGGAUUCCUGAUACUGUCGAUUUAGACAUGAUUAAAGCGAGAUUUGAUGACGAUGAUGCGACUCUUACGAUCACAAUGCCGAAAAGAGUAAAGGGAAUUUCUGGAUUUAAGAUUGAGGAGGAAGAAGAAGAAAGAGUGGAGUUUGGAGAUGUGAGUGAAGCUGAGCAUAAAGAGGAAACAGAGAAGGGAGAAGUUGAAGAGGAGAGUAUAGAAAGACAGGGAUCUGAUGUUCACUCUGAGAAAGUUGAGACAGAGUUUCAGAAAGAAGAAGAGUUGGCUGAUUCAAAUAAAGAGAGUGAGGACAGUAGCUUAAGAAAGCCUCCGGACAUUGAUGGACGAGAACGUCAUGAACAGACAAGACAUGAGGAACAAGAAAAUAACCAACAACUGGUUCAAGCAGAGAGUGAAAGUGGUGAUAUUGGAUCCAGAGCAUUUGAAGAGAUUGAAGAACAAGAUCCUGAUAUUCUAGACAGAACAAGUAAAAGUAGAGAAAUGGAAAAUAAAAUGACUAAUGGUGAUAGUGAUGGCUUGAGAAAGUGUCAAGGGAUUGAAGAACCAGAGAGACACAAUGAAGAAAGCAAGAUUUCAGAAAUGGUGGAAGGAGAAACAGGUCAUGAGAAGAAAAAAGUUGUAAAGAUGGAGAUGAGAAAUAGGGAUGUCAAAGAAGAGGUUGAUGGGAAAAUGGGAGAAAGAUUCAGACCAAACAUUGAUAGACCACAAGUAGUUGGUGAAGAUGAUAUUGCAGAAACUGAGACAAAAGCUGAUGAGGUUGACAAGAUACAUGAGCUGGUUGAGAAGAAAGAAGAGGAAGGGGAAAAAGCUAAGGUGAGAAGACAAAGUGAAGACAGAAACUUAAGAAAGCUUCAAGAGAAUGAAGAACAACAUUCUAAGGGACAAAAGCGACACAGCAAAGAAAAAAAGAUGAAAGAAUUGGUGGAAGAGAAAACUCCAGAGGCAGAGACAAAUACAAGGAAUGAUAUUCUGAAACCAGGCCAGGAGAUUGAAGUACCAGAGGUGGAUACGUUAGGGAAAACAAGUGAUGAAGGAACGGAGAAGCAGAACAUUGUAAAGAAGGAAAUAAAAAAUGGAGAUGCCAAAGAAGAAAUUGAUGCGAAAAUGGGUGAAAUAUCCGCAUCAAACACUGCUAUGAAAUCUCAGGAUUUUGAAUCUGAUAAACUAGAAUCAAAUGAGGUAGACAAGAUACAAAAAUUGGUUGAGAAGAAAGACAAGCAAGAGGAAAAUGAUAAGGUUGGAGCACAAAGUGAAGACAGUAGCAUAACAGAGCUUCAGGAGAAUCGAGAACAACAGAUUCAGGGACAUAAGCGACAUGGCAAAGAAGAAAAGAUCAGAGAAUUGGUGGACGAGCAAAUUCCAGAGGCAGAGACAAAUAUAGGGAAUGAUGUUCUGAAACCAGUUCAGGGGAGAAGUGAGGAGAAACACAAUAUACAAGAACUUUUCCAAGAGAAAACAAAGAAUCAGCCAGAAAAGUACAAAGAAAAAAUUAUGGAGAGAGGGAGAAAUACUAAUGAUGCUGGCACAAGAAAGGUUCAAGAGAUUAUUAGACAGCAAGACUUGGACGAACCAGCAAGAUCCGGCAAAGAAAGCAAGACCCGAGAAUCGGUGAAAAGCAAAACAAAUGCUGAAGAGAAAGUAGAGAAAGAAAUUGAAGGAACGGCAAAAAAGGAGCUAGAAUCAGAUAGACCAAAUAUACUCGCUGAAAAGAUCCAAGAACUAAUUGAAGAGAAGACCAAGUUUUCAAAAAACGGAAAAGCUAAGAGUGACAAAGAAACUGCAGAGAAGAAAACAGAAUUUGGUGAUGAUGAUGAUAUUUCAAAAAAAGCUAGAGAUGUUGAACAACAAGAUUCAGAUGCAAUGAAGGGACAAGAAGAAAAAGAAAUGAUUCAAGAAUUAUUGCUGGAAGAAACAGUAUGUGAUGGCGGUAAAGGAAUCAUCGCAGUGGCGGAGACAAAAGCUGAGAAUGAUAAGUCAAAAAGAGUUACAGAGAUUGAAGAACAACAAUUUCAGAAACUUAAAGGAGGAGAAGUAAGUGGUCGUGGAGAAGCUGACAAUGUGGAAAAUAAGAAGAAAACAACAGUGGCAGAGAAAAGAAUCAGGGAUAGCACAAGAGAAGCUCAAGAUAUUGAGAAAAAUGAUUCAGACGCAUCUGGAAAAUAUAUUGAAGAAACCACGAUCCAAGAACUCGGUGAAAACAGAGGAAUUUAUCGAAAUGAAAAUGAAGAAGAGAAGAAGGACGAAACUGAUAGGCCGAAUAAGAUAACAGGUACAAUAAAACAAGAAUUGGUAAGUCUGAACAGCCAAUUGGAGCAAGAAAAUGUUGAAGAUGGAGAAAAGACUCAAGAACUGGUGGAAGAUCAAAUAAAGGAUUGCGAAGAAGAAGAGGGCAGUGAAGAAUCAAAGAUCAAAACGGAGGAUGAUGUUGUAAGAAAGGUUCAAGGUAUUAAAGAAGAGGAGUUGUAUGAACCAAAAAGGGAACCUGUAAGCAAGAUUAAAGAAUUGGUAGAAGAGAAAACAGAUGAUUAUGAAAAACAAGAAGAGAAUGAAAUUGCAGAGUCGGAGAUAGAAGCUGAAUGUGGUAGCUUAAGAAAGGUAGACGGUAGUGAAGAACAGGAGUUGCAUGAACCAAAGAUAAACAAGGAACGCGAUAAGACCCGAAUAACUGGGGCAGAGGAACCAAGUGGUCAAGAGAAAGAGGAAAAGGAGAAGACAAGAGCAGAGUUAGAGAAAGAACUACCUGGCAGGCUAGAGAGUCAUGACAAACGAUACAAAACUCAAGAACUAGUGGAAGCGAGACAUAAGGAAAGUAAAGAAGAAGAACAAAAUGAAAAUAUGACGGCCGAGGCAGAACUGGAAACUGAAAGAGAGAGCUCCAAAAAGGUUCAAGAGAUUGAACAACAGAAAGAUGAAGGACUGAAGGAGAAUGAGAUUGUGGAUAAGAAGACAAAAACUAAAGAUGGUAGCUUGAGAAACGUUCAAGAUGAUGAAGAUCCAGAAUUGACUAAACCUUAUAAGAGACAAAAAGAAGACAUGAUCCAGGAACUAGUGGAAAUGGGAUCAAAUGAUUACAGAGAAAAAGCCAAGAAACAAGAUGAGAACGUCUUAAGAAGCCAAGAGGAUUUAGAUGAAUUUGAGAGACACUGUGAGCAAAACAACAUUCCUAAAUUGGCGGAAGAAGAAAAACUCGAGAACAUUGCUGAGCUAGAGGGAAAAAUGGAAGAUGACAGUUCAACCAAGUUUCAUGAGUUUGAAGAACGAAAAUCAUAUGAAGAUUGGACACACGAGGAGCGAGAAAAGAAAAAAGAUUUAGUUAAAGAAGAAGCAACUGAUCUUAAAUAUAAACACACUGGCGGAGAAGACCAUAUUGACCAUAGAGAAGAACAGCAGGAAGAAAGAGUUAUUGCCAAUGCAGAACUGAAAACUGAGGAAGGUAGCUCAAAAAAGGUCCGAGAGAUUGAAAAACAGGAAUAUGAUGAACUGCAGAGAUCUAAGGUACAAGAAAAGAUGCAAGAAACAGAGGAAAAAGAGAAAACUAGAGCAAUGGAGGAGAAUGAGACUGUGAAGAGAAGUAAACAAACUAAAGAAGGUAGCUUGGGAAAGCUUCGAGAAGGUGAAGAUCCAGAAUUGGGUAGACAUGAGAGACGUGUGGAAGAAGAUAUGAUCCAGGAGUUAGUAGAAGGGAACAUGGAGAACAUUUCUGAGCCAGGUGGAAAAAUGAAAGGUGAUAGUUCAGACAUAUUUCAUGAGUUUCAAAAACAAAAAGCAUAUGAAGAUUAUAGAGAAGAAGAGGAAUGUGAAGAGACCGGAAAUUUAGUUAAAGAGAAAGCAACUGAUCUUAAAGAUAAACACACAGGAGGAGAAGAAGAAACUGCACAUACUAAGACCAAAGCUGAGGAUGAGAUUAACGAAAAGGUAGGGGAGAAUAAAGAACCAGAAUCGGAGAAACAGAAGCGAUACGAGAAAUUGGACAAGUUAGUACUAAAAGAGGGUGCAACCGAUCGCGAAAAAGAAGAAGGAAAUCUCUUUGAGGAUUUUACAACAAAGAUUCAAGAAACCAAAAAAGAAGAGUCACAUGAAUUGGAGAUGCGAGAGAAACAACAAGACAUAGUGCCAGGUUUUAUGGAAGAUGAAACAGGGGAUCAAGAAGAUGAAGAGGCAGAGGAAGCUGCAGCUGUAGUGGCAAGCAAUGAGAACGGAAAUUCAAAUAAAGUUCAAACGAUUAAAGAACACAAGAAACAAAACAUGAUCCCUGAAACAAGUGAUACUGAAGUGAAGGAGACAAAACAAGAGGUUCCCAACUUAAGAAAUGUCCAAGAGGCAAAAGAGCUAGAAUCACAUUUCCAAGAACAUGAAGGAAAAACAGAGAAUAGCAAAGAUGACGAAGGAAGCAAGGGAGAUGAAGGAAAACAAGGAAAGACUGUUGAGACUAUGUCACUCGAAAGGUUCAAGACAAAAAGUGAAAUGGUAAGAAAGAUUCAAGAGACCAAAGGGGAAAAAUCAAAUGAAAAGAAAAAUCACGAACGGAAAGGCAAGAUCGAAGAACCAGAGAGGAAAGAAUCGAGUAAUCAUGAGGUAAAGCUGGCGACUGAAGAUGAUAGCCUUAGAAUAGGUCAAGAGUUUUUGGAAAAUGAGUCAAAUAUGUCAAAGAGAGGGUCACUAGAACAAGAUAGAAUCCAAGAACCGAAGGAGGCGGAGACCAAAAUCGACGAUGGUAAAUCAAGAAAACUUGAAAUGUCUAAAUUGCUGGAAUUGGAUGAAUCAGAAGAACAGAAGAACAAGAUCCAGAAAUCAAUGGAAGAGAAAUCAAAUGCUCCUGAAAUAGAGAAAGAAGGAAAUGAGAAAAUUGCAGAAGAGGAGAUGCAAUGUAAGAUUCAUGGUAGAGUUAAGGACAAAGAGGUUAAAGGACAAGAACUAUAUGAACUUCUAAAAAAUAGAGAACAUGAGAAGAUCCCAGAAUAUCAUAGAGAAGAAGAAAAGGGAAUGGAGCAGAGAGAUAUUGAAGAGAUGAAGAGAGCAGCUGAGGUUGUUAGCUCAAGAGAGUUUCAAGAUGUUGAAGAAAAAGGAUCAGAUCAGCCAAAAAGAUAUGCAGAACAAGAAAAAAUCCGAGAACGAAUGACUGAGGAGGAGGGAAAAGAAGAAUAUCAUAUAAAACAAGGAGAUCAGAACGAGAAGGCAAAGAGAAUUCUGCAGGUGGAGUCGAAAGCUAAUGAUGAUAGCUCAAAAAAGAAUGAGACUGGAGGACAGGAAACAACGGCAUUGAGAGGAGAAAAUCAUCAGAGGAAAGAAGAGACAAUAGAUGAAUGUGAUAGCUCAAGGAAGAUUCACGGACACGAAGAAAAACGAAAGAUGAGCGAAAAACUUGCUGAAAAAGAAACAAGCGAUGAUGAUAAAGAAGCAAAAGAAGGAAACAGGGCAGGGGUAGUAUGGAGAGAGGGAGAGCCAAAAAUCAGGGAUGAUGGCUUUCGAAAUGCAAGAGAGAUUGACGAACAAGAAAAAGAACAAGACAAGAAGCAAUCAUAUGUGGAAGAUGACAUAAGUGGUAAAGCAAAAGAGAAGAAGAAUCAAGAGACAGAGAGGAUAUAUGAUAGGUCAGGAAAUAAAGCUCAAGAAAUUGAAAAACAAGAGUCUCAUGAACAAAAGAGAAGUGAGGAAGAGGUUUUUUGGAGAGCAGAUACAAAUGAUGAAUAUGAUAGCUCAAGGAAGAUUCACGAACAUGGAGAACGAAAGUCAGAUCAAAUGGGCGGAAAACUUGCAGAAGAGGAAACAAGCCAUGAUAAAGAAGCCAAGGAAGGAAACAAAGCAGAGUCAGAAUUGGGAGAGGUUGAGAAAAAAUUUGGAAAGGUAAGAGAAAUUGAAGAAAAAGAACAAGACAAGAAGCAAUCAUUGGAAACAGACAUAAGUGGAAAAGAAAAAGAGAAUAAGAAUCAAGAGAUAAAGGCUAGAGAUGAUAGCUCAGGAAAGAAGAUUCAAGAAAAUGAGAAACAAGAGUCUCAUGAGCAAAAGAGAAAUGAGGAACAAGACAAGAAGAACCUGGGACUUGUGGAGAAGAAAAAAGAAGAGGAUGAAACUGCAGAGGCAGAGGUGCCAAGAAACUUGAAGGGGAUUGAAAACCGAGAAUCAACUAAAGUGGUGGAAAAACAUGAACACCGAGAUAACAUCAAAGAAUUGGUGGAAGAGAGAAUGAACAAUCACAAAGGAGAAGACAAGAAGAGCGUGAUUACGCAGGUCUUAGCAAAAGCUAAAGAAGGUGAAUCAAAAGUACCUGAAGGACUGAGGAAACAAGACAAAAACAUGGAACAAAGAUUAAGGGAUAAUCUUAAAGAUGAAGAAACAAAACGCAAGGAUAAUGAAACAAGAAAGUUUCAUCGGAUAAAAGAAAAAGAGACAAGUGAACAAGAGAUACUUAAAGAACAUGGAAGGAUCAAAGAAUUGGUUGAAGACAGGACACAUUUUUGCAUAGAAAAAGAGAACAGAGCAACUGAAUUAGAAGAUGGUAGCUCGAAAAUGAUUCAAGAGAGAGAGAAAGAAGAAUCAAUUAAACCAGAAAAUGAUGAGAACAAGACCCAAGAACCAGUGGAUAUGGAAACAAGUGAAGAUGACGAAGAAGAAUUAGAAAUUGAACUUGAAGACGAAGAAGAAGACUGGGAAGCUGAAGUUAUUCAAGAGACAGAUUCAGAUGAAGAUAAUGAUAAAAUUAGACAAAUAAAAAGAAUCAGAUUAGGAUUCAGGUUAGUCGGGGGAUCAACAUUGUUUAUGUCACUUAUAGUCAUCGUUAUUAGUAUCAUUCGUUCCAAGAGAAAAAUAAGAUGUUACAAGUUCUAACCAAAGCACAAUACAAUAUCAUCUUUUUU